Messenger RNA from Plasmopara halstedii, 954 nucleotides. Its product is annotated as Trypsin-like cysteine/serine peptidase domain. The coding region runs from base 1 to 954 and encodes 317 amino acids. The record is from RefSeq and is a predicted model, not a curated record. Lineage: Eukaryota; Oomycota; Peronosporomycetes; Peronosporales; Peronosporaceae. The transcript is spliced from 2 exons.
AUGGAGGAACGAGAAGUAUGGUUUCGUCUUGUCGAUCAGGACGGUGUGGCGUACAAGGAAACAAAUGCUGAUGCAGUUGAUCUCUCUCCUUCGAGUACGAUACGUCGCUUAAGAGAUGCUGUACAUGCGAAAAACGCUGGCAUUCUUCAAGGAAUUGUUCCCGCCCAACUGCUCGUCUACACCAACACGGCAGCACUGAAUGCGAAUACUGCGGAUAAUCCCACCAGUCUCAACUCUUCGCGUUCGUUGGAAGAAAGCGAGGAAGCAGAGAAUGAAGAUGGUCUUAGUCUUGGAGCAGAUGAAGCUCAUGCUCUGUUAGUUGUGGUUCCGAAGCAAUACGAUAUGAAUCCUUCCUACUUCAUCGAACCCAGUAUUCAACGCAAUGUCAAGAAUUCCAUUUUUCGCAUUAUGGAUACAGCAAAUGCCAACAAGGCUAUUGCAAUGGUGAGUGUACGAGCAACAAAUAAUGACCAAGAAGUGGUUAUCCAGCUUCGCGUAGUCUAUCGUAAUACUGGUUUGGACUUCGCCAUUCUGCAAUCAAACCAUCAACGGCCUUUUAUGAAGCCAUGGCCUGGAAAUCCGGUCAACUUGCGAGGGUGUAAUCUGGUUUUGGCAUCGUUCCGAAUUGAUAUGGAUCCAUAUCAAUUAAUGUACCAGAACGAAGUUGGAUUCACUCCGGCAUCUGGCGUUACAGUAAGCAGUGAUCAAAGUCACUUGCUAUAUUGGUGUGCUACCUUCGCCGGUGAUUCUGGUGCAGCAUUGGUCAUGAAGGGCGAAUAUCUUGUGGGAAUCCAUGAAGAAGUGAUAAACGCGUUGCCGGAACAUUCUAAAUCAGGAACACGAAGUUCAAAAAGGCGCAAAAUUGAUUUUGCACGUGCAGUAACGGUCGGAGGUUUAGCUCAAAUUUGUUCGGCACUCUUAGUGCAUACUUUCGUGAAUGCAUUUAACCCUUGA